AGUAAAAACUAUGCUAAAGGGUUUUCUGAUGUUCAAAUCAAAGUAAGAGAAGCUACAUCUAAUGAUGCUUGGGGACCAAGUGGAACUUUGAUGAACGAGAUUGCUCAAUUAACAUAUAAUGAACAAGAUUUUAUUGAAAUUAUGGAUAUGCUUGAUAGAAGAUUAAACGAUAAAGGCAAAAACUGGAGACAUGUGUUUAAAGCAUUACUUGUCUUGGAUUAUUGCUUACAUGUUGGUUCAGAAAAUGUUGUACUCUACGCAAAAGAAAAUAUAUAUGUUAUAAGGACUUUAAAAGAAUUUCAACAUGUAGAUGAUAAUGGAAAAGAUGUUGGAUUUAAUGUUCGUCAAAAGGCAAAAGAUAUUACAAGUCUUUUAAUGGAUGAACAACGCUUAAAAGAAGAACGUCGUUCUCGUCAUCAAAUGCAAGAGAGAAUGGCAGGUGUAGGAGAUUAUAUGAAUGAUAUGAUGUGGGGAGGUAGUCGAAACAAUGGUUCUGGAGGGGAAGAAAGUUCAGUUUAUCGUAAUCCAGGUUAUAUGGAUGAAGAUAAAGAUUUAAAGAAAGCGAUCGAAGAGAGUAAACGUAUGGCUGAACAAGAAGCCAAAAAGAGAGGAGAAGGGUAA
Molecule: messenger RNA, 621 nt
Organism: Cokeromyces recurvatus
Lineage: Eukaryota; Fungi; Mucoromycota; Mucoromycetes; Mucorales; Mucoraceae
Exons: 4
Biological process (GO): actin filament organization; endocytosis
Cellular component (GO): plasma membrane; endosome; clathrin vesicle coat
Molecular function (GO): clathrin binding; phospholipid binding
Source: RefSeq, a predicted model, not a curated record